UUGUAACUUGCAGGUUAAGUGGAGCUAGAGAGCUACAUUGUAACCUAGUUGGAUUUUUUUGGGGGGGAAUGUAUCAGAAUCUAACGUGUCGUUAAUAGAAAGAAGAACAGGCAAGAAGUGGUCCAGCCGGCGAAGUUGCAGAUCUGAUCUCUUCUCAACUCAUCGUGUCUCCAUCCCUGGGAAUCUGACCCUAGCAACUGGACCACUUUGUUCUUGGAAUUUUGGGUGUCCUCUCUUUUCACCUUUCCUUUUUCCCUUUAUCCCUUCCCCCUCCUGAGAACUCCUGAAGACUGUAGAGAUUGUCAUGGAGUCCAGGGAAAACUUAAGCAGCUCCCGGCAAAGAGGGGGCGAGUCAGACUUCCUGCCGGUCUCCUCAGCCAAGCCCCCGGCUGCUCCUGGCUGCGCAGGAGAACCUUUGCUCUCCGCUGCAGGACCUGGGAAGGGGAUCCCGGUGGGCGGAGAACGCAUGGAGCCAGAGGAGGAGGAUGAACUGGGCUCAGGGCGGGAUGUGGAUUCCAACUCCAAUGCGGACAGCGAGAAAUGGGUGGCAGGAGAUGGCUUGGAAGAGCAGGAGUUUUCUAUCAAGGAGGCGAACUUCACAGAGGGAAGUCUGAAGCUAAAGAUUCAGACCACAAAGCGGGCUAAGAAACCCCCAAAGAAUUUGGAGAACUAUAUAUGCCCACCUGAGAUCAAGAUCACCAUCAAGCAGUCUGGGGACCAGAAGGUGUCCCGUGCUGGAAAAAAUAGCAAAGCUACGAAGGAGGAAGAAAGAAGCCACUCCAAAAAGAAGCUCCUCACAGCCAGUGACCUUGCAGCCAAUGACCUCAAAGGAUUUCAGCCACAGGCUUACGAGAGGCCCCAGAAACAUUCAGCUCUCCAUUAUGACACAGGCCUCCCACAGGACUUCACCGGUGACACCUUAAAACCAAAGCACCAGCAAAAAAACAGCAGCCAGAACCACAUGGACUGGUCCACCAACUCUGACAGCGGACCUGUCACUCAGAAUUGCUUCAUCAGUCCAGAGUCUGGCAGAGAAACUGCAAGCACCAGCAAGAUCCCAGCUCUUGAGCCCGUGGCUUCCUUUGCAAAGGCCCAGGGUAAGAAAGGCAGUGCAGGGAACACGUGGAGUCAGUUGUCUAACAGUAACAAAGAUCUGCUCUUGGGAGGUGUGGCUCCAUCCCCAAGCAGCCACAGCUCACCAGCCCCACCCAGCAGCUCUGCUGAGUGCAAUGGGCUUCAGCCUUUGGUGGAUCAAGAUGGAGGAGGUACAAAGGAGCCCCCAGAACCACCUACUGUGAGCAGCAAGAAAAAGUCCAGUAAAAAAGAUGUGAUAAGUCAGACCAUACCAAACUCAGACCUGGAUUGGGUCAAGAAUGCCCAGAAAGCAUUCGACAAUACAGAAGGGAAAAGGGAAAGUUAUUCUGCAGAUAGUGCCCAAGAGGCAUCACCAGCCAGGCAGAACGUGAGUUCUGCCAGUAAUCCUGAAAAUGACCCAAGUCAUGUCCGGAUUACUAUCCCCAUCAAGGCACCCUCUCUGGAUCCAACCAACCAUAAGAGGAAAAAGAGACAGUCCAUUAAAGCGGUGGUGGAAAAGAUCAUCCCAGAGAAAGCCCUGGCUUCUGGACUCACUAUGAGCAGUGAAGUAGUUAACAGGAUACUUUCCAGCUCUGAGGGGAAUAAGAAGGAUCCCCGUGUCCCUAAGUUGGGUAAAAUGAUAGAGAAUGAGUCCCCCUCAGUUGGCCUUGAAACUGGUGGAAAUGCCGAGAAAGUUAUCCCAGGAGGUGUGUCUAAGCCGCGGAAGCCGCCCAUGGUCAUGACAUCUCCAACAUGCACAGAUCACUCUCCACCAAGAAAGCUGCCGGAAAUCCAACAUCCAAAAUUUGCUGCAAAACGAAGGUGGACUUGCAGCAAACCGAAACCCAGCAGCAUGCUUCGAGAGGCAGUUAUGGCCACCUCUGAUAAACUGAUGCUGGAGCCCCCGUCUGCGUAUCCCAUCACCCCAUCCAGCCCUCUGUACACCAACACAGACAGUCUUACUGUGAUCACUCCAGUCAAAAAGAAACGGGGACGACCAAAGAAGCAGCCUUUGCUCACAGUUGAGACGAUUCAUGAGGGUACUUCCACCAGCCCCGUCAGUCCCAUCAGCCGAGAGUUUCCUGGCACUAAGAAAAGAAAGCGACGACGCAAUCUAGCGAAGUUGGCCCAGCUAGUGCCAGGAGAGGACAAACCCAUGAGUGAGAUGAAAUUUCACAAGAAAGUUGGAAAGCUCGGCGUGUUGGAUAAGAAGACCAUCAAAACUAUCAAUAAGAUGAAGACACUAAAGAGGAAAAACAUCUUGAACCAGAUCUUGUCCUGUUCCAGCAGCGUUGCUCUGAAGGCAAAAGCUCCCCCAGAGACCAGCCCUGGGGCAGCAGCCAUUGAAAGCAAACUGGGCAAGCAGAUUAAUGUCAGCAAGAGGGGAACCAUCUACAUUGGCAAGAAGCGGGGCAGGAAGCCAAGAGCAGAGCUGCCACCCCCAUCAGAAGAACCCAAAACAGCCAUCAAGCACCCCAGGCCUGUUUCUAGCCAGCCGGAUGUUCCAGCCGUGCCUUCCAACUUUCAGUCACUUGUGGCAUCUUCACCAGCAGCUAUGCACCCACUUUCAACACAGUUAGGUGGGUCAAAUGGCAACCUGAGCCCUGCCAGCACUGAAACCAAUUUUUCAGAGUUGAAAACUAUGCCAAAUCUCCAGCCCAUCAGUGCUCUUCCAACCAAAACCCAAAAGGGAAUACACAGUGGAACCUGGAAGCUGUCUCCACCCAGACUGAUGGCCAACUCUCCUUCACACCUGUGCGAGAUUGGCUCCCUAAAGGAAAUCACGCUGUCCCCUGUGAGCGAGUCCCACAGUGAGGAGACGAUCCCCAGCGACAGCGGCAUUGGGACAGACAACAAUAGCACUUCUGACCAAGCGGAGAAGAGUUCAGAAUCCCGAAGGCGGUACUCUUUUGACUUCUGCUCCCUGGACAACCCGGAGGCCAUUCCGUCAGACACCAGCACAAAGAACCGGCAUGGCCACCGGCAGAAGCAUCUCAUUGUGGACAACUUUCUGGCCCACGAAAGCCUCAAGAAGCCAAAGCACAAGAGGAAACGGAAAAGCCUGCAAAACCGUGAUGACCUCCAGUUUCUGGCAGACCUGGAGGAGCUCAUCACCAAGUUCCAAGUGUUCAGAAUCUCCCACCGGAGUUACACCUUCUACCACGAGAAUCCAUAUCCCAGCAUUUUUCGUAUUAAUUUUGAUCACUAUUACCCAGUGCCAUAUAUCCAGUAUGACCCGUUGCUCUAUCUUCGUAGGACUUCAGACUUGAAGUCAAAGAAGAAGCGUGGUAGGCCUGCAAAAACCAAUGACACCAUGACAAAGGUGCCUUUUUUACAAGGGUUCAGCUACCCUAUUCCCAGUGGAAGUUACUAUGCACCCUAUGGAAUGCCUUACACAUCAAUGCCUAUGAUGAACCUUGGUUAUUACGGUCAGUACCCAGCUCCUUUGUACCUAUCGCACACGCUUGGAGCAGCCUCCCCAUUCAUGAGGCCAACAGUGCCACCACCUCAGUUCCACACAAACUCCCACAUAAAGAUGUCCGGUGCAGCUAAGCAUAAAGCUAAGCAUGGAGUACACCUGCAGGGACCUGUUAGCAUGGGCCUCGGUGACAUGCAGCCUUCUCUGAACCCUCCCAAGGUUGGCAGCACCAGUCUGUCCAGCGGUCGGCUCCAUAAGAGGAAACACAAACACAAGCAUAAGCACAAGGAAGACCGGCUCCUAGGGACCCACGACAACCUGAGCGGUCUCUUUGCAGGCAAAGCCACAGGCUUCUCCAGCCACAUCCUGAGUGAGCGGCUGAGUAGCGCAGACAAAGAGCUCCCGCUGGUGAGUGAGAAGAACAAGCAUAAGGAGAAACAGAAGCACCAGCACAGUGAAGCCAGCCACAAAGCUUCUAAGAACAACUUUGAGGUGGACACCCUGUCUACACUGUCACUUUCCGAUGCCCAGCAUUGGACACAGGCCAAGGAAAAAGGAGACUUGAGCAGUGAGCCUGUGGACUCAUGCACGAAAAGAUACUCUGGCAGUGGCGGGGAUGGUGGCAGCACGAGAUCGGAGAACCUGGACGUGUUCAGUGAAAUGAACCCUUCUAAUGACAAGUGGGACAGUGAUGUGAGUGGGAAUAAAAGGAGGAGCUAUGAAGGCUUUGGAACGUACAGGGAAAAGGACAUCCAAGCUUUCAAGAUGAACCGCAAGGAGAGAAGUUCUUAUGACUCCUCCAUGUCUCCAGGAAUGCCAAGUCCCCACUUAAAAGUGGACCAGACAGCAGUGCAUAGUAAGAACGAAGGCUCCGUGCCCACCAUGAUGACUAGGAAGAAGCCAGCCGCAGUUGACAGUGUUGCAAUUCCACCAGCCCCCGUGUUAUCUCUCCUUGCUGCAUCCGCAGCAACGUCGGACGCAGGUGAGCACUUUUCAGAUGCUCUGGGUUCACUCCAGGCAAGACCAGUGUGGAGAAAGCCCACUGAGAAUGUCCUGUUGAAUACAGUCGGCUCCUCCCUGAAGAAGAGGUUCAAGCGGAGGGAGAUCGAAGCCAUCCAGUGCGAAGUGCGGAAAAUGUGCAACUACACCAAGAUCCUGUCCACCAAGAAGAACCUGGACCACGUGAACAAGAUCCUGAAGGCCAAGCGGCUGCAGAGACAAUCAAAAACAGGCAACAACUUCGUCAAGAAGAGGCGCGGGCGUCCCAGGAAGCAGCCCACCCAGUUCGAUGAGGACUCCAGGGACCAAAUGCCGGUGCUGGAAAAAUGCAUCGACCUGCCCAGCAAAAGGGGCCAGAAGCCCAGCCUGAGCCCGCUGGUGCUGGAGCCCACCACCAGCCAAGACACCAUCAUGGCCACCAUCGAGGCCGUCAUCCACAUGGCCCGGGAGGCGCCGCCCUUGCCCCCGCCCCCGCCGCCGCCCCUGCCACCCCCUCCACCACCGCCCCUACCCCCGCCACCCGCUCUACCCAAGACCCCCCGAGGCGGAAAGAGGAAACACAAACCGCAGACUCCCACUCAGCCCCCACAGCAGCCGCCCCCGCAGCAGCCCCUUCCCCAGGAAGAGGAGGUGAAAGCCAAAAGGCAGAGGAAGUCCCGAGGGAGUGAGAGCGAGGUCCUUCCCUAGGGCGGGUCUGGGCGUCUGCACCUGGGGCCUAGGGAACUGACACGUGGGAAGCGCAGUGAGCCGGGGCGGGGGGCGGAAUCCCCCUGCUGCAGGGACACCCACGCCCUUCUCUCCAGAAGCCAGACAGGCAGGCAGAAUCGGGCCAGAAGACGGGGCUGAGCCAUCCGGAGCUCUUGGGAAAGCAAAGCAGGGAGACACCAGAGGAAGCAGCUUGUCUGAGCCUCACCGCAGCUCCCACCACGCGGCGCUCCAGUGCGGCUGGAUCCUCCGCAGGCCCCAGAAGGCCCCCAGGAGGAGCAGGCUGGUGGCGCUCUCUUGACCUCCUGCUGCCACGGUGCGCCCUCGACUCGGAUUUCAUUUGCUGGCCAGGGAAAUCAAAAGGGAAACACCCUAAAUUAGGAAACAUUCCAAGAGGAGAAAAGCUGCAGAUUGCUCAACUGGCAUUGCUGUAACCCGUUUCCAUUUAAUUGGUUUUUUUUUUUUUUUUUUCUUUUGGUUUUCAAGCUCUGCUAAGCUUUGGGUACCAACGUCAUCUUCGGGUGACCUGAAUCUUUCCCUUAACCGUACAGUUUCUCAGAUGGAAUUGUGUGAUCAGAAGGUGAAAUUCUAGUGAUAGGCGACCUUAGACCCGCAUACAUGUUUUGUGUGCCUCCUCUAUCGCACAUACACUGAUUUUUAGCAUUGUCUGUUCCUACUUUUCCUUUGCCCAUUGUACUUGCACCUUUUCAUUAACUUAUUUGUUGCCUUUUUUGUUUUUCUUGGUACACAUUUAAAUAUUGUAAUCCUUAACCUGUGCUGUAAAGUUCACCCUUGGCAUGCUGUUCCAAGAAGCUGGCUUUGAAUCCCAAUCAUUGUGAAACAUACUCAGUAUCGAUAAAACCUUUUUAAUAAGUGACGCAGAGCAGCCAAGGAUAUGUUGACCCAGAUGUCAUCCAGGCUAUUUUUAUACUUAAAACAUAUCAGCAGAGCAUAGGCAGAAUAAAACGGUUUUAAUACCACGCAGCAAAUGGAAUAACUGACAAACCACCAAAAACUGAAACCCCAGACCCACCAGAAAGACAAGUGUCUAGCAAUGCCUUGUUACCUGAUCUUUUUCAUACAAAUGAUUGUCAUAGGUUGUUCAAAAAAAGGAAACAAAAAGACAGUAGAAGUCCAUUAUCCCUUGAAAAUUAUUUCUUAAAAGCAAAUGGGAGUAAGUGUUCUUAUCUGGAAAAAAAAAAGGAAAAUGCUCAAAGGGUAUCACCACUUCAAUUAUAUCAAGCCACCUUGGACAAAGUAUCCAAAUUGUGGUUGCCUUAAUAAACUAAAACAUUAUUGUACAUAAUGUAAUUAUAAAUCUAUCAGUCUGCAUGGAUGCAAACUGUGUGUGACAAAUCGUCUUUUAAAUGGUCAAUUUCAGCUGUACAUUUCUCAUCGAAGUUGUACUCUAGCCAUUGGUUUAGCGUGGACAGAUAUUCCAUCUCUAUUAUCCAUUUCCGCAGCCCGAAUAAAAUAUGUUAAGCAGGCUCAAAAUGAAUAUGAAGAAUUCCAUUUCCGUAGAUGUUUUCUAAAAGUCAGAUUGUGGAAAUUUCAAAUAAGUAUUUUCAAUUUCCUCCCUUACUCCCUCUUACCUUCCCCAAGACAUCAAACACCUGGCAUGGUAGAUUACAGAAAGAGACACUGAGAGAGAGAAUUAAAUUUUCUGAUGGUAAUUAGACUAUCUGGUUUACCUCCAAAUUAAGUUUCUUUACAGGAAGUUGGGACCAGCUGGAAAUUGUAUUAUCACUUCAGAACACAAUAUUAUUUCCUUAGAGAUGGAUUUUUAUUGGCAACAUAAAAGAAUAAGUGAUGGAGUAUUUAUGUGAGUAAAUUUUUAAGUUCCAAGUUAAUAUGCCUGCAUACAUCACUGCUCCAUCAUGGCACCAGCAGUUGGUUGAAAUUACCCGCAUAGUCAUACUCUUCUGGUCUGUCACCAUGGACUUCACAUCAUUUGCUGCCCACGAGGUCAAUCGCAUUUAAUCCUAGCAAUAUGUAAGUUUAAAGGACUGCCUUCUCCUGUUCUUUAAAGCUUACAUCCUAGGUACUGAGUUUGUGACCUAGGUUGACCUUUGGCAUUUCACAGGAGUUGAACAGCAAAAUCAAAGCAGCCAUUUUUGAUUCGUCAUUCCCAAGCUAUGUCUGAGUGGUUCCAAAGUCACCUGAAAGGAAGGUUUAAAUUAGCCCCUCCCACCCCACCCCCACCUUUGCUAUGAAACAGCAACCAUUUUCAUUCCAAUUCAGCCAUAAAGAGGUUUCUCUUCUUACUGGAUUUUGAAAUCACUUCUUUCUUUCGUUUGCGCUUCUUCCUUCCUGUGUUGUACUAUCUCUCCAACCACGUCUAUAAGCAGAAUAAACCUUCUUGCAGAGGAGGAUGAGCUGGCAGGCACUCUGCAGACUCCUUUAAUAAGGACCCAAAAUUUAGUUGGCAUUAACCUCUAGUAGGUGAGAAGUUCCCAAAACACCUUUGAGUAUGUUAUAAUUUCCAGACCUCUGAAAGAUAUUUCAAGAGAUUUAACAGCAGAGUUGCAACUUACACGUGAAUUCUGGUCUACAGUGGUCAUGUGAGUUAAAUUCGAACCCUCUACAUGUAUGACCUUAGAUUGGAAUACUGCAGAGGACCAAAGCUGAGGCAUGCUAAACAGCCGCUGGGAGGCAGAAGCAAGUUCCAUCACCUACACAGCCUCCUCUCCACCACCCAGUUCCUCUCUCAGUAUCAUGUUAUUUUUUUCUGCUGCUUUUCAUUAACCUAACUCAUCUCAUCAGUACAACCAUUUCCUGAUUCUCUAACUAUCCCGAUUCCGUUAGCCUCUCCCCACUUGUCCAAACUCAGCUCAGCAGUGGGCCAAUGCAGCUUCACAGCCCAAAGUUGGUUGCAGAGCUGGAAAGAAAACCCAGCUCUCCCGACCCAGAUUGUGGAGGUCUCUGGCCACCCAACAAUGCCUUCUGGGGCUGCAUUUCUUUUUUAGAAGAGGACAUUUGGGAUACAUGGUACUCCUUAUACAGAUUCACAAAAUAUUUUAUAAGAGAAAUCCCUUGAUUUUUAUUUAUUUUUCUUUUGUUUUCUGGAUUACUUGCCUUCAGUAAGCAGAUAUGGACCCACUUGUAAGGAGUCUGGUUAGUGAUGAGAAAAGGAUGAAAUCUAGAUACAAAAGCUUCCUUGAAGGUGAUGAUGGAUCUUUAAUCCACCUGACUAAGUAUCUGGAAGAGCCACUUGCUUUUCCACCCCUGAUCUCAAGUGAGAGGAGCAGAAGUUUAACUUCCUCAAAUAGCCUGGCUCUGGCUAAAACCCAAGGAAGAAAGGUCAAUGGAAAGAAAAGAAAAGCAUGUCAGGGGCUGGUUUGUGACUUGGCAGGACCAGGAAUCAGCAGCCACUGACAGCCCAAAGAAGGUGACUAAGGGCUAGCAGAAGAUUAGCAUGUUAACUUGGCUGCUGUCCGGAGUAGGAGGCCAUAUUCAAUGGCAGUCAGAAUUUGUGUUCUGCACAUUGCUGGGUCUAUAAAUAUGAUAAGCAAGUGGUGACAGAAUUAUAGAAUAAGGUGAUGUACUACAUGCAGAUCAUAAAGGAUUUGGUUUUAAGACUUAAGUAGAAAAUCCCACUCCUAGCUUAUUACCCAACAGUAUUCAGAUAAUGAGCUUUUGGAGAAUAUUUUUUUUUUCCUAUCACUAGAAAGAUUUACCUGGAAACUGUCUAAAGUCUAUAUACAUAUUUCCAAAGCCUUUAAAUACCAACCGUAGCAUAGAGAGAGAGGGGUGGCAGAAGCUGAAAUGCCUCAAAAGCCAUUUAAGUGUUACGUUGCAGGAUUUUCAGUCCUUCUCGUUAUGUAAAAGUAGAUAAAUAUAGACGUUAUUCUCAACAUUACCCUAUAGUAUCACAGUGGUCCAAAUGCCAGAGCUUACAGAUAAUGUCAUCACAGUGCCUAGAAACUCGAACUGUAAUAUACCGUAGCAUUUUCUUGGUGUUUCUUAAAGUUUCUUUCCACAAUACAAGGUCCUCUCUGCCUCUUGUUUCUUGGAGAGUUCACCCCACUGAUGAGUCUUCUUUCCCUGUUGGACUCACUCAUUUGGGGAACAGUCUUAGAAGCACAUAUCAACCAAGGAAGAAACUUCCUGGAUAUCUAUUGCCCACUUGCCCAGGUGUAAUAAACACUAAAGGGGGGAAAUUGAAAGGAGCUGCCAGCUGAUCAACAUGGAAGGGCAGUUCCACCCUAGAUUGGUCUUUUUUUCUUCCUUUUUUUAAAAAAAAAUCUAUUUCUUAAAUAAUAAUAAAUGCACAUGACGUGUUAAAUAUGUACAUAUAUAUUUCAAAAGAAAAAAAAUGGGGCACAAGAUUGUCUUACAAGUCGUGCUGGCUAAUUUUUAGUUUGUAUUCAUAAGUGGUUUUUAAAAGCCUUUUUUAAAGUGUAAUUUGCAUGUUCUACUUUGAUUGUAUGUAAACAUAUUUUAGAACAAAAAAUGUAUUUGUAUUUUAUUGAAUAUAGAGGCAAGAAAAAUUGUACAUUGUUUGAAAUGUUCUUUUUGUAACAGUUUUUAUUCAUAAAGCAUUUUUGUACAUUUAAAAUGAACAUGGACUUGCUGUUAUUUGAGGCGUAGCUCCAUCUAGCAUGCUUACUGUCAUGCUCCCCCAUGGUCUUAGAUGUUGGGUUUUAAACAUUUUUUUCUAAAAGAAAGCUCAGUCUUUUUCGCUACCAGAUCAGGUUAGCACAGUAUACAGCACUUAACUAUUAAAAAAAAAAAAGUUAAUCCUAUUCAUAUGUUAUUCAUUGUGUGAAAUUAAAGACAUUCAAUUCAGUCUAA
Molecule: messenger RNA, 9991 nt
Organism: Sapajus apella (tufted capuchin)
Lineage: Eukaryota; Metazoa; Chordata; Mammalia; Primates; Cebidae
Gene: SETBP1
Product: SET binding protein 1
Exons: 6
Coding region: 305-5179 (1624 amino acids)
Molecular function (GO): DNA binding
Source: RefSeq, a predicted model, not a curated record